Molecule: messenger RNA, 1025 nt
Organism: Suillus paluster
Lineage: Eukaryota; Fungi; Basidiomycota; Agaricomycetes; Boletales; Suillaceae
Exons: 10
Coding region: 167-928 (253 amino acids)
Source: RefSeq, a predicted model, not a curated record
AUGGCCAUUCCUCCAACGAUAGGCCUCUCAAGAACCGAGCUAUCAGAGCGGAGUCAGCGGACAGCUGCAGGAAUUAUGAACCACAUGACGGGCCACGGCAAGUAACACGCAUACAUGCUCGGGUCACUGGGUGCAGCGCUCUUAUCUUUAGUGAUCAAUAUGGCUCAUGCAAUUCCCACCGACCAUGCCUACUUCAAAGGGCAUCGCAUUGAUAACUGGUUCUGCUCAAGGAAUUGGUCGUAGCAUCGCUCUGCGGCUCGCACAAGAUGGCUUUGACAUUGCUCUCAAUGAUCUACCCAUCAAGGGUCCCCAGCUGGAAUCGGUAGCGACUGAGAUCAAAAGCUUAGGGAGACAAGUCUGCAUUGUUCCCGCUGACGUGACUGUCGACGAACAGGUCAAAGAAAUGGUCGACGGUGCUGUUACCAAUCUUGGUGGAUUGGACGUCAUGGUUGCUAAUGCUGGAGUGACGACAGGCGGCUCGCUUCUAUCCUCAACUGUAGAGUCAUGGGAUCAUAUAUUGGCAGUAAAUGCCCGUGGACCUUAUCUCUGUUACAAGUAUGCUGCCAUGCAGAUGAUUGACCAGGGGCGUGGCGGUCGCAUCAUCGGUGCGAGCUCACUCCUGGGGAAAGUGGCUUUUCCCUACCAUUCUCUUGAGCUCGGCAAACAUGGGAUCACUGUAAAUGCAUAUGCUCCUGGCGGGAUACCGACUGAUAUGGUCAAGGGUAUCAUGGAUGAGUCUGGGAAGAUGGAUUUUUCAGGAUAUAUUGACGAUCCUGUCGCGAGGAAAUGGUCUACGUCGAAUAUUCCUAUCAAGCAUGUUGGACAGCCUGAAGAUGUAGCUAGCAUUGUAAGCUAUCUCGCGUCGAAGGAAGCGCACUUCAUUACCGGUCAAUGUAUUUCCGUCGAUGGAGGAAUCAGCAUGACCUGACAAAUGCCCCGUUAACAGUUUUUCUCCUCGCAGAUACUAGGUAUGGUUUUAACAAUCAACUUACUUCAGAUUUCGUCCGAGAACACCGAUUCGAAAG